Molecule: messenger RNA, 1636 nt
Organism: Mytilus trossulus (common blue mussel)
Lineage: Eukaryota; Metazoa; Mollusca; Bivalvia; Mytilida; Mytilidae
Product: carboxypeptidase N subunit 2-like
Exons: 20
Coding region: 129-1598 (489 amino acids)
Molecular function (GO): protein binding
Source: RefSeq, a predicted model, not a curated record
UGUAUACUUAGAAAGAUUACACCUUGUGAAGUCCGUUAACAGUUUAUAAUUUCACCAGUUUCAUAGAUUUAGAUACUGAAAAAUUGCAGCACUUUCAAGUACGAUCAAUCAAAUCAAAUACAGACGUAAUGAUGAUGCGUGUUCUGCCUGUGAUGUUGUUGUUUAUCUCUGUUGCUAUGGUGAUUGGCUGUCCAGAAUUGUGUGAGUGUGUCGAUUACAGGGUCCACUGUAAUAAAACUGGGUUAUCUACCAUACCAGAUGAUUUACCGCCAACAACAAAAGUUCUGUCUGUUUCAAGCAAUCAGAUGACUAAGAUAAACAGUAAUGCACUCAACAAUAUGUCAAACCUACUUGUUUUGGACUUGUCAGACAAUUUGAUCUCAGUUAUAAAUGGAUCAAUGUUCGAAGGCCUCAACAAUUUAUCGACACUGAGGAUGGAUUCCAACAAAUUGACGACUCUUGACGAAUAUACAUUUAUAUCUUUGACUGAAUUGGACUUUUUGCGCCUUGAUAAGAACGAGCUGUCAGAAAUUAGUCCUUCUGCGUUUAAGAAUCUCUCAAGUCUGAGAACAUUGCGAAUUGAUUACAACAUGUGGACAACAAUUGGCGAUUUCACUUUUGAGUCUCUGACCGCAUUAGAGAUUUUACGACUAGACAACAAUCGACUUACCAGAAUUGCUGAAACUGCCUUUAAUGAUCUAUCAAGUUUGAGAAUCUUACGGUUCGAUAACAACUUUCUUACUUCAACCAGUGGCCUUCAAAAUUGUACAGCAUUGCAAGUACUCUGUUUGAAUGGUAACAGAUUGACAGUCAUUGACCAGUUUGCCUUCAAGAAUUGUGUUAAUCUGGAAACACUGCGGUUGGAGAACAAUCUUAUUACAUCAAUUCACAAGAGAUCUUUUGAGAGUUUAGUCAAAUUAAAAAUCCUGCGAAUAGAAAACAACAAGUUAACAUCAAUUGAGACCCCUACAUUUACAUACCUUGUCAAUUUGAAAACUCUGUAUUUUUUCGACAAUAGGUUGGAAACAAUAGACGAAGAUGCAUUCUCAAAUAUGGAAAAAUUAGAAAUCUUACGUUUGACUGGCAAUAAGUUAGCGACUUUAGAAGAGAAUACCUUUCUGUCUCUGCAAUCACUACGAUUUUUGCAUUUGCAUACCAAUCAACUGACGACAUUUGGCGGUAACACUUUCCAGCCUCUGACUAACCUAGAGGUGUUGACAAUAAACAAUAACUUUUUGGUUUGUGAAUGCAGUCUUCAUCCAUUUGUCAAGUGGUUGAAUCAGACAAAAAGCAAAGUGAUCGGUGCCACCUGUAAUGACACAAAUAUUCAGGUCACAGAUUUUCCGUUCAGGAAAUGCUAUGAUGAAGGCGUGAAUGCCACUGAAAUAACAGAAUUUGUUCCAGCAGCUGAUGAUGAUAGUAUUGGAAUAGUUUUACUUUCAACGAUCAUGGCUGGAUGUGUAUUGUUUAUAGUCGCAGUGUGUUUGUGCAUCAAGUGCAGAACAAACCGUAAAGAUAUGUUCGACCAUAGCGAAUUAACAAAUUCCAAAAGCUUGGACAGGAGCUUAAGUGGUACUCAGUCAAAAUCAGCAUCGUAAAAUGGAUAAUACGGGAAGCUGAAAAAGUUGACAAACAC